Molecule: messenger RNA, 918 nt
Organism: Entamoeba invadens IP1
Lineage: Eukaryota; Evosea; Mastigamoebida; Endamoebidae
Exons: 1
Coding region: 1-918 (305 amino acids)
Source: RefSeq, a predicted model, not a curated record
AUGAGCCAAAACGAAAUAGAAACAAACGGUAUGACCCUCCUUUUUGAGUUUUGUAAAAACAGCCACAUUCGAUUGGAUGUGAGCAAUCAGUACAACCCCGAAAAAAACGAAAUUUUAACAACAAUCCAUAUAAAUGAGGGUGUUGUUUAUCAACAAACAAAACCUUUCGAAACCUCUUUUUUUUCCUCUAAAACCGCACUUUCUCUUAUUGCCCUCGAGGCAUUGUCUAUAAUCGACAACCAAAACGCACAAAACUAUUCCAAUCUCAUCACUCAAACAAAAACUCAACAAGACGUCACACCCCCCUCUUUACUGAUUGCAACUCUUCCCACCUCCUUGGAAGUCUUUGCUGUCCCGCCACCCCGUGACAGGGAAAGAAGAUAUGAAAAGCGUUUUCCACCACGAGAACAACGAUAUAUGGAUCGGCCACAAGAGAAAAGGUAUAGAGACGACUAUAGAGAUCAAUAUAGAGAUAAUUAUCAGAGAAGAGAUAGACAAUAUCCACAAGCUAAUAAAGAGGAAAUGGACGCAGAUAAGGUACUUGAAAGAUUGUCACAACACUACGGGAAAAGAGUCGAUACCCAAUAUUCGAAGUUUGAAGAAGGCGUGGGGUGUGCGAUUCGAUAUGGCGAUUUGUCGUCGUACGCAUCAGGACUCCAGGAACUUGACGCAAAAGCUAUAGCUUCGAUGGAACUAUUAAAGAAGCUAUUCCCGAAGUCACAGAAUAAUUACGAGGCUUUGAGAGCAGCAAACGAACAACUCACAUUCUUGAACGCUCAGAUCCAAAGACAGACGUAUCAACACCAGGAGUUUCAACCACGUGGAUAUUACAACGCCGGAUACCAACAACAACAAUUCCAACAAAGUUAUCCACAAAACACAACGGGAGGGGGCUAUAGUUAUAACCCUUAUAAGUAA